UUUUAUUUUGUGAUUGCCAGCCAACGAGUUUGGACGCAUAAAUUAUCAUCACUGCAACCCGUGGAAUUUUUUCGCACAAAUAGCAACAACAACAAAAUGUCGUCCACAGCCGUUCAGCCACCGCCGCCCGUUCCCCCGCCGCCACCAUCGGCCGUCCCUUCCGCCGGAAAGGGCAUCCACUCCAAGCUGUACAACGGGAUGAUUGGCGCCGCCGACAAAUUUGUGCCCGCCAAGCUGCGGCCACUGUGGAUGCAUCCAGCUGGUCCCAAGACGAUAUUCUUUUGGGCACCCGUCUUCAAAUGGGGUCUCGUUGCCGCCGGCCUGAGUGACUUGGCCCGACCGGCCGACACCAUCUCCGUGUCUGGAUGCGCCGCCCUGGCUGCCACGGGCAUCAUCUGGUCGCGUUACUCGCUGGUGAUCAUACCCAAGAACUACAGCCUGUUCGCCGUGAAUCUCUUCGUGGGCAUCACGCAGGUGGUGCAGCUGGCACGGGCCUACCACUACCACCAGAGUCAGGAGAAGCUGAAGCAGGAGCAGCAGCAGCCGGCGGUGCAAAAUUAGAUACAUAUCGAAUCGAAUACCGGUGCUGUCCCCUUUAUAUAGACUUUAAUCGAACUUUUAUGUACAUACAAAUCCCACAACGCGCAACGUAAACGAAAGGAUUAAGAGGAAGCUGUACUAGCAGAUCGCGAAACUGCGUUUUACAACCUGUUAACCAUUAUUAUUUAUGGUUCACCGCCUUAUCGACGUGAUUCGUAUUACUUAAGUUGUAACUGUGGAGGCUUUGCGUAUAGUUAAAUCGAAACGAGAAUGAUAAAUCAAUACAUUUUAAGACUUUAGUCACUAGAUAAACGUAGUUGUUCGUUUUAUUAAAGUGGAUGUGGCCCAACAUGGUGGCCCAACAAUGGGUUAUAUUCAGUAAUAUAAAUGAACCAAACUGGCUAAAAGAUAUUUUCUUAAAAGUAUUAUUUUAAGUAUGCCAAAUUAGGAAAACAUAUCCAAAAGGCAAAGGUAAUCAAUAUCUUAUUCUUUGAUUUAAUACAAUUAUGUUUGACUGAUUUAAAUGAAAUGAGCUGUUAUUACAAUAAUUGCAAAAGAGUAGAAAUCCUUAGAUUGCAAUAAAACCGGAUUAUCAAGAAGAUAACUC
Drosophila melanogaster (fruit fly) is the source of this 1147-nucleotide messenger RNA. RefSeq lists its product as uncharacterized. The transcript is spliced from 3 exons. Gene Ontology annotation, biological process: pyruvate import into mitochondria. Gene Ontology annotation, cellular component: mitochondrial inner membrane. The record is from RefSeq and is marked reviewed. Lineage: Eukaryota; Metazoa; Arthropoda; Insecta; Diptera; Drosophilidae. Bases 97 to 561 code for a protein of 154 amino acids.